CUCCCUGCAUACUAGCAGGUAUAAGCUCCCUCUCUGCGCGCGAGCUCCCUUUCCCACCACCAUCUGCAACCUCACCCAGCCGGCACCAUGGCCGACAAACUUCGUGCAACGCAACAACUCGAGCAGCUCCAGGCGCGGUACAUGGGAACUGGGCACGCCGACACCACAAAAUACGAGUGGAUAUCGAACGUUCACCGCGACACAUAUGCUUCCUACGUAGGACACCCGCCGCUGCUGGAGUACAUGGCGAUCGGAAGCGGAGUCCCGAUGGCGAAGCUUAGGUCCAGGUUCAUAGAGAAGAUGGUGCAGCCUGUGGGGAAGCCGCCGGAGAAGGAGGAUUAGGACGGCAUGGGCAGGAGGGGACGAAACUGGAGUGGCGCUGUGCAGAGUCGCGUGUUUCUGAGACGGCGGAUGAACUUGAUCUGAGAUAUUCGUGGCAAACGUUCUACCUAUCAUAUAGUGCUCCGAGUAGCCCCCGUGACCUGAGCUCCGCUUCGAACCGUGAAUCCUCGUGAAAU
Messenger RNA from Tricharina praecox, 518 nucleotides. Its product is annotated as splicing factor 3B subunit 5/RDS3 complex subunit 10. The transcript is spliced from 2 exons. NCBI's taxonomy places the organism in Eukaryota, Fungi, Ascomycota, Pezizomycetes, Pezizales, Pyronemataceae. Gene Ontology annotation, biological process: mRNA splicing, via spliceosome. The record is from RefSeq and is a predicted model, not a curated record. The coding region runs from base 88 to 342 and encodes 84 amino acids. Gene Ontology annotation, cellular component: precatalytic spliceosome; U2 snRNP.